Hylaeus volcanicus is the source of this 14486-nucleotide messenger RNA. RefSeq lists its product as uncharacterized. The coding region runs from base 1 to 11244 and encodes 3747 amino acids. The record is from RefSeq and is a predicted model, not a curated record. The transcript has 30 exons. NCBI's taxonomy places the organism in Eukaryota, Metazoa, Arthropoda, Insecta, Hymenoptera, Colletidae.
AUGUCCAAUUGCUGCGGCUGCAUUCGUGGAUGCACCACGGACGCUUACGAGCCGCUGAGCUCGCAAAUCUCCCGUGGCAGCAUCAGGCUUCCCAAGGAUGCCAAAGAAGCUCUCAGGAGCCCGAGGAAUCAGCGGAGAAAGCUCAGCGUUCGGUACGACGCUGUCAGGCCUGCUGGAUCCGCAAGCGAUCAGUCAACACCGCAUCGCCAGUUGCCAGGCAGUCUACGGGGUUCCUUGAGCUAUUCUUACAGCCACAGGCAUAACCACCUCCACAGACAUGACCCACCGCUACCGCCGGCCUAUUGUGCACCACCUCCCCCGGUGUCCUCUAAUUACUCCACAGUGCAACGUGGCUGCGCCCUGCAUUCGAGGCUCGACCAGCCGGUGACCAGCUCGACGUCCGGAAUGGACAGCAAAAAGGUUGUCCAGGCGGCACCCCUACCCGUACCUGUCCAGGUACGUAGCAAGAACGAUGGCUCGGGGGUGGCUGCGUCGGUGUCGGGGGUUCGCAGACGGAGCGGUUCACAAGGUUUGCGAUCGCCAGCCGCGAAGAGGCCACUCUCCGCUCCCGUCGCCCUUCAGGGUUGGCUACACAAACAGGGCUCCGAGGGUCUCAUGCUGUGGAAGAAACGGUGGUUCGUCCUCUCCGAGUACUGUCUCUUUUAUUACAAAGGCCCGGAAGAGGAGAAAUUGCUGGGUUCGAUAUUGCUACCAUCGUACAGAGUUACCGUCUGCAAGCCUGAAGACAAGGUCAACAGAAAGUUUGCGUUCAAAGCCGAACACGCCAACAUGAGGACUUACCAUUUCGCGGCUGACAGUCGCGAGAGCAUGAAUCAGUGGGUGAACGCGUUGACUCUGGCGACUCUUCUUCAAGAUCCUAGCCCAGGGGGCGAGGCAGCGGUGGUGAUCGAAAUAGCAGGCCAGCAAGACGGGGAACGAAGCGCGAGACCUAGCGUCUCCUCGAUCUCAUCGAUCCUAAAUCAAAGCGCCGACGACAGCGAUUCAGGCUUCCACGGUUUCCAAUCGCGCGACGAUCCCAGCCACGCUUCCAACAACAACUCCAGCCCUAACAGCGUCAACACCGCCUCCUUCCCCAAUCUCAGCGGCAGCAACGGGAACACUAACCCCGCCAACGGAACCAACAACAACAGCACCGCCACCAACAACAACAAUAAUAACAUUGGGAACGCGACUAUUAAUAACACGAACGAUGUUCAGCCGAUGGUGAACGGUUGGAUUCAGCAACAGUCCCAGUACGGACAGCCCAGCACGUCGCAGCAUCAGCAACAGCAACAAUACGGGCAACUGAUGCCAUCCUCUCAACAAUUGCAGCAGAGCUACGCUCGCCAGCACCAAGCGCUGCUCCACCAACUCCUGCCCCAUCAGAACGCCACGCAGAACCAUCAGCAGCUCCAUCAUCACAAGCACGUACCUCAACAACAGCAAACGCAACCUCAUCAAACGGCCAGCAACGUUCAAACUGUUCAACCCAUGCCCAGGAAGUUCGGGCAACCAAUCUACGCGAACGCCCCACCGAAACCCAGAAGACUGACCGACGGAUCCACGGAGUAUUCGACCCCCUCCCCAGACCCUGACUACAGGAAGUCGCCUGUGUCGCCCGACGUGACGGUUACCAGCAAGAGUCCCAUCUCUGACUACGACAGAGGCAGCGUGAUCUACGGAACGAGGAUGAAUCAGCCGUCCCAGCAGAGCCUGAGGACGGACAAGUCCGGCUUGAAUUACGGCUACGGUCAGGUGCAAACGGAGAGAAGGACGCCAGACACCUAUGGUCGUAGCGCGGCGAUACCUAGGUCAAGCAGAGGGAACGGGGACUACGAGGAGGUUUACGGCGUCCCUCAGUUAUACCAGAGACCUGCUGGACCCGUUGGAUACUCAAAGGGAGCUUCCCCUGCUCCCAUUCCGAUCCCUGUUUACGCGCAACAAUACCAGCAGCAUCAGCAACAGAUACAUUCCCCUGUCGCAUCCGUCAAUGUCCCGAUAAUGAGACAGCCCAGAGCACAGCCACCCCCACGGCCUCACAGCGCGGACUUCUUGGAGUACGAGGCGACCAGAAGACCUCAGCUGCAAGUGCAACAGCAGUCCGAGGAGGCGUUGAACCAACAGAGGCGUCCACAGAGGCCUAAAUCGAGCUUAGACAUCGUCACUCCGUCAGACGUUGCGAACGACGGAUAUUUCUAUUCAGAGGAAAGGUACGCGGCACAAAUGCGACAGUCCGCGGUUUACCUCCACCAGACGCCUCAGCAUCACCAGCAACAAAGGAACCAAUCACUUUCGCGGGCGACAAUGCCGUCGAAGGCAACGGGGAUCCGCGACAGAGGCGACGAAAGUAGAAUAGCAACAUUGCCCGAGGCUUCGUGCUCUGGGUUGAGACGAGGACAGCGGGAACACGUUCAUCAGCAGCACGUGGUGUCGCAUCAAUCGCUUCAUAGGCAUACCGAGAUAAACAGCAACGAUGCGAAGCUGAGGAGGUCCUUGCGUGAAAAGAGUUACGAGACGAGCAGUCGAGAGAUGUUGACUCAUAUAGAGGAUGGAACGGUGCCACGAAGAAUUCCACGGGAAUACGAGUCGUCUAUGGGGUGGGGCAGACCGUCGAGCCAGGGGACUCACGUGGCUCAAUCGUGUCACGCUCCUCACGCCAAUGCCAGACGAUGGAACGAGCAGCAACAGUUCUGCAGGUCGGCGUCCGCGAGGCUUCCGAGGACACGACAUCCGGCAGCUCUCGACCCGGACGACGACGACUACGGGGAACGAUCUUCGGAGCAAGACUCCAGGGAUGGUGAACGCAAGAUCCAGCAGAGGGAGGAAUCAAUGAAGCGACUUCUGGAAUGGAAGCAGCGAAUGCUGCAAUCUCCCCUAACCCGGAAGCCAUCUGGUUCUGCAAACAGAGGCAGAGCGCAGAACGAGCUUUCGAGCUAUUACAAGCAACAGGCGCUUCUGGAGCUGGCUGCUCACGAAGCGUCCGUGGCAGAGGGUCGUCAUUCGCGAAGAAGAGAGGAAGCUGGUCAUCGUCCCCACGCCAGAAGCAAGAGCACCGACGGUCGACGGACGGUCGCCAACGUUUCACGAUACAACAGCUAUUCCAGCGACGACGAAGAGCUGGGAGAUGUCCGGAGGAAGCGCACGCGCAGACCCUCGCAUGCAGGAAGGAGCCCCCGGCAGGUCGGAGACAGUCGUUCGUCGGUCCAAGACACCGUCCCUGGAACGGGCCAGCAGAAUCAGAGCGCUCCUCGACUCUCGAACGAUCGCAAAACGAGCCCCACCGCUUCCGUGCUGCCCAUUAUGGGUGGAAUACCCCCAGACGCCGGCUACGAGGAGGUCAGCUUCCCCUCGACGAGGAACGACCGUUCCCCGCCGUACCUGACCGUGGAACCGAGGUCCGUCGUCAGGAACGAUCAAGAUCAAGAAGCUUCCCUCGACGAGGACAAGUUCAAGAAGAAACCGUCGGGAAUCCUGAAGACUCCCACCGUCUACAGCGUCGACCAACCCGUCAACAGCUCGAACGCGUCCAUCGAGUACGCGUCGGAUACAUGGUCGAGUCAGAAGAACAUCCAAUGGACGACCAGGAAGGAAAGAGACGACUGGGACACCAACAUCGACGAGAGCACGGUUAUCAGAGAGUUCUCGUAUCAAUACAUCAAGCCCAAAGACGAGGAGUUCGGAAACGAGGACAGAUCUCCUGGCAAAUCGGAGACCAUGAAUCUGGUGCAGUGCAGGAUCAGAUCCUUCGAGCAGAGCAUAGACGGGUCUAGUCCUGUGAAAGAGGUGUUGGCUAUGCAGGAACCUUUGAAAGUGUCGCCUCUUCAAGCGACCGAGGCUCACGUUUCCAAGUUAGAUUCGUCCAAGAAGACAUCCUCCGUGAUUCGUAGCUUUGCUCUAGGUGAGCUCGAGUCACAGGAUUCGAAGUGCAGAGACGUUAAGAACGGCCACGCUAAGCAAGCAUCUACUGACAGCAAUAAAUCGGUGAAGGACUUGUUGGCUGAUUUUGAGAGAAAGUCCCAGCAGAUUCAGAGACAGGAAUAUGGACGGCGUCAAGAGGUGAAGCACCGCGGAGUGUUCAGCGACUCGGAAGCUUUGCUCUACGACACGGGGAGCAAUUUGGAUCAACGAGACUGGAACGAAGACACGCAGGACGAAAGGGACGUCAGGAUGGAUCAACGCGUACCCGAGCCGAUCAACGAGGACAACGUUUACACCGACACGGUGAAGAAAAAAGCUGAUGUGUCCUUUAGGCGCAAGAAGAGGUCGUCUUCCAGAGAAAGCGUAAGCGACCACGCUACACCUACCGAAGAUAUGGACAUGGUAUCCAAUCCCAGCUGCACAAGGUUAAGCGUCACGGAAUCGUUGUUGACGCAUGGCGAUCGGUAUUCCGAAGAUAGCGACACGACGAGUCCCACCGUGAAGCAAGAAGACAUCAGUCCAGAGGAGCACUACCUUCCCAUGUCCCCUAGAAAAGCCAUAUUAGAUCCUAACUGCGACGAUCGACCGAAUCCACAGAUGAUGGAGAGCUUGUUCGCUAACUUGGAACACGAGGAGAGCUCGUAUGUAGAGAUGGCGCAGAACGGCAUGACACGUUCCCUUUUGGCACCCAACGACGAAGGUAGGAAGCACGAUUCCGGCGAUUACUCGACCUUGGACACGCCUCACUACGAGUUCGUUUGCGUCUCUGACAGCAAGAUGGAGCCCGUUUACAUGGAAGUCAGUCAGCUCUCUGAAAAGGAAGAAAAGGACAGUGGGAAAAUGUCCUUCAAGAAGAGGUCCCCGCACGACGACCACGCGCACUCGAGGUCAGACCUGCCAGAUAUCUUAACGGCUCUUAAAUCUGACAGCUCAGACGCUGACGAUGAAUCGUCGAAGGAUCUAGACUCCAUAGACGCGCCACGACACCCUAGAUUCAGUUUGUCUGACACCUUCCGACCUGCAUCCUACUACUUAGGCGCCAGUCGGACCAUGAUCGCGGAGCUUCACGAUUCCUCGGACAGCGAACUGGUGUCCCCUCCUCCGAUUCCAACUUCUCCGCCGCCUAUGGACGACUUGGAAUCCCUCGACAUGCAGGAAUCGUUGGAGAUCAAGAAGGUGUCGCCUCAGGUAGCGGUGACGAAGGAUAACAGCUCGAACAGAGACUCGCCCAAGUCCUGGAAUAAGCCAAUGGGUCAGAUCGAAACUCACAGACCUCCAUCAAGGUUUUCCGAUGCUACGAUCAGCUCCACCUUUAGGGAUAGUCGGAUUUCCUUGGAGAGCGCGUCUGGAAGCGAUUCGGUGGAGUUAAGGACGCCGGAAGAGGAAGCUAGGCACAGGCAGUUGAAAACUAGGCCCAUCAGCGAGGUCUGCGACGUUCUGGAUAGCUUGGACGAGUUGGAGUCCCUCGGGAGUCGAUUUGACGGAGCCAGCAUCGACUUGGAUCAGUACUUGGAGGAACUGCAGGCUCGCGACGCUUUCAACGUGGAUCUGUACGCGAAAGAUCUCAGCUACAACAGCAUCUACGGCUUCAACGAAAACAUGAUGGUGGUGGACAAGCUUCAAAAAACUACCUGCCACAAUCUCUCCAGACAAUCCAACCUGGGUGGUCUCGAACAGUCCCUGCGGUAUGGUGCAGCGAACAAGAUGGGAUCCGCCAGCAGCUUGCCUUCCAUGAGAGUCUGCGACAUUCCUCCUUCUCACCAACACUCGCAGUCCUUUACCGGAGACGCCCAUUACGAGAAUGUUACCAGCUUCUCUCCACUGAGAAGUUCACCAGCUAUUCGAUCGGACACCGAGCAGACUCGAGAAGGCAACCACAGGCUUCGAAGGACUUCCCAGAACAAUCUGAUGACGUCUUCUCACAGCAGGGAGUCCAGUUACUCUCUGGCCUCAGGAGCAGCCUCGAUCUCCACCUCCAUGGCUUGCCAGAGGCCCGCCAGCGCGCAGUCGUCGAUCCACUCCCCUACUGGCUCCAUUUCUUUAGGAAACCACGGCAACAGCUUAGUCGCAAAUGUCCUGCGAAACGCGAGUCCUUACUCCGACCAACGAUUCCACAAUCACUCCAGAUCCGCUAGCCAGGAUUCCGCUCGGUACUCCAUGAUAUCCAAUCACAGGUCGUCGUCCAGCCAAGAUUCCAGUCACUAUCCGACUUCGUCGUCGACCAUCAAGGCGAAUCCAGGGCCUCAAUCCUACUUGCCAACGGAGACGCGACCUCAGAGCGAACAGCCAGGUGCGCCGUAUUAUUAUUCGGAUCUCCAAGCCAGCGUCAACGCCGCAGACACCGAAUCCGCCAAGCCAAUCGGUCACACUUCGAGAUUACCCCAGUUGAAUAACCAGAGAGACGACGCUUCCGCGUUGAACAAGAGGAACGACAUAGGUCGCAUAGUGAAUCCCAUCGCGAGACAGAUGCCCAGGCAGAUUCAAGUGGAAGACAUCGACGAAGCUAGACGCAUAGCUGCGGAACUCAGGAAGACAACCUGCCAACUGCUGGGCGACAACAAAGUGGAUCUCGUGGACAAGAAGAACUUCUACGAAGCGGAUACUCUCAGAAGGGUCAAGUCCACAGACCCUCUGCCAGAUAUCUCGUCCGCGGAAAUCAGCACCAGGAACUUGUAUCCCCACGGACUUCGAGACAAGUCGAACGAUCAAUCGAGUCUUCGAGAAGCGUUCGAGUUGAUGCAGGUGGUGCAAACGUCGCAUCGCAGGUCCAGGUCGCUGGAGGGUCUCUUGGACGACGUGGGUCUUCAGAACCUGGUAGAGCAGAGGAACCGUAGCAACCGCGUGGCGACGGUUCAGCCCACGCAGGCAGAGGAAACACAGCCGAAUUUAAACGCUGGCGACGUCUCGACGUCCAGCAAUAACUUCAGCGCGGAGGACCCGUGGGAACAGGACUCCCUGUGGAGAGAAAGUCUACGAAGAGUGAGCCUCAGGAACGCCAGGUCCUUGGAUAACCUGGACAGUCCUCCAAGACCCCCACCGUCCUCUGGUGCGGACGCGAAACGGAACAAGAUCACCCGUGGCGCGACUUACGUGAACGACAGCGUGGUUCUCAGGAGGGACAACUGCCUGGAGGAGAACACUGAGAGGCCUCGUGUAAAACGCAGACCGAACAAGGACGAAGAUGGCCAGCAGACCGUCGACGAUCUGACCUACGAGAGCCUCUCGAUGGAUAGGAUACACGCAGGUGGUUACGUCUGGGACGCCCAGAACGAGGCUUACAGGAAGGCGACGGCCGAGGACACGAAUCAUUUUUUAGAGGAAGGCAACCUUCCCCCGGUUCGCUUGAUCUCGGAAACGCAGAUGUCGGGCACGACGUCCGCGUCGUUCGAGCUCGACCGAGAGAAACUCAGGCAGUGGGACCUGCUGUCGAGCGCCUGCUUGCUCCAGGAACAGCAGCGCAGCUCGAUGGCGGACUCGGGGCGAGGGUUGCCAACGUCAGAACGACCUGGAGACGUUCUCGAUUCAAGGAACAGCACGCACGCCACGACUGGCGCCAGCACCACCACAACGAACGCGACCACGACGACGAUCGGCAACGAACCGGAUGUCGUGUUAAAGGUGCUACCCACGGGCAUACAGGACGUCUCGACGCCGUCGACCACCACGACGAAGGGGACGACCAAGAGGCAGGAGCUGAACGAGACCAAGGAGGCUUGUAACAGAGCUACAGCUUCCGGGUCUGGGUCGGUGAUAGGAAGGGAUCCGUUGCCGCCGAGGGCUGUCAGCACGUCGCAGCUAGCUCAAAGAACACAGACGCAGCCACCAGCCACCACCGUGUCUACCCUUCCCUUGGCGAGGGCUAACGCUGGACACAGACAACCCUUGCCGCUUCAUCAGUCCACCCCACAGUCGGUCAGGCAGUCGGAGAACGAUGUGAACGUCAAUUCGCAUAUCUUGCGUGCUGCCAGCAGCGGUGACAUUGGAACGGGUUCCACCAUGCUCAACAACAACGAGGGGAAGGAUCUCAGGCUAACAUCGCCGAGCGGCCAUUCCACUCAACGACUGAUGAGCCCUGCUGGAGCCUUAAGGGUUGUUUCUUUGAACGACCAUCGUGUUUCCAGCCCCAGCGAGAACGAUAUACGAGUCCACAGUCCAAUCGAGAGGAAAAUGGUCAGCCCGAUCGGGAGAGAAGUGGACCGCGGCGGGGGCACAAUGGCCGCGAGGCAAAAUCACCGUGCAUGGGAGUGCAACGAGUUGCUGCACAAGAGGAGCAACGUCGUCAUCGGUUCCCAGCGAGCUGACGGCAUCUACAAGCUGGCACAACAUGGCGGCCAUGGUCUGGUUCGUGUAUCCGCUGGUGAACUUCUCGGCAGGACCCACGAGGAGCUGGUGCUUCUGCUGAUCCAGCUGCGACGGCAAAACGCCACCAUCUACAAAGCUAUGGAGACCUGCCACAUGGAGAUCGAGGCACAGGCUAGAUUAGCAGAGCUCGACACUCCGCGGCGAUUGGAGAAUCUUCAGAAACUCGAGGAACUGAAGAAGCACCUGAUGGAUCUUGAAAAACAGUACGAGAAAGGCAAACCGUUGGUGAACCUCGUGGACAACAUGGUGAAGCUGGGCUCCCUGUACAAUCGCAACACUGCCAAUGGGACCAACAGCGUCUCAGGUUCGCGACACGACCUGGCGCACGAUAACACCAGGGACCAUCGUUUGGAGUUCAACCAGAAGGUACAGGAGCAACGUUUGCUGGCCGAGGAGCGACGGGACUGGGAUCGAUUGAGCCCUGAUCACGGACAGUUGCAGGCCAAGGUGCAGCAGCUCUACAAGUUGGAUCGCCUGCUCCAGGAGGAGUCUGGAACGCUUCACAGUCUCCAACAAGACAAGGAGCUCCUGGAGAAAGCGCUGGGCGGCCUUCGUCACAAACUGCAAGGCAGCAGAAGCAACUUGGUGGAAGCUGAGAGAUAUCGGAAACAGCAGCUGAUGCUGGAGAGGGAACUGAGCAGAGUGAGGGUGUUGCUAGCGCACAACUCCAAGGUAAAGCCGGUAUUCUUCCAGAAACUCGAGGAGACGGUUGCGGAGAACGCGAGGCUGGAGCAAGACCUGGUGGUGCUACGACAAAAGCUUCAAGCGUCGAGGAGAUACGCUGGGAACAUGACCAGGGACACCUCGGCCACGACAGGUCCCCUCGAGGCGGAGUUGAGGAGGGUUCAGCAGCUGGUUGGCGAUCUUCAGAGACAACGCAAGGAGUUGAGCGUUCAAGUCAGACAGUUGACCGAGAAAUCUCAUAGCCUGGUGCAGCAGAUUCGACCGCAACCCCCUCCUGCUCCUCAAGUUCAUCAACCUAAGAAGCGCACGCAUAAUUCUUGGCUAGAGACCGAUUUGGAUUCCGGAAUAACCUUGGACCACGGUCUGGACUCGCCCUCCAGUCCAGCCCUCUCUUCAUCGCCACGUAGCAAGCAGAACGGUGUCCCCUAUCCUCACUUUGCAUCGCCAACGCAGAUCAAAGACCCAUCUCCGACGAGUCGCCAACAGAACCCACCACCAUUCGCUCAGUCACCGCAGAAUCAUAUAUCGACACUAUCUCCUCAAUUGCGAGAGCAGAUCCAACAGCAUCAGUUGAAGCAACAGUUGUUGAAGGACCAGAUGCAGGGCAAGGGGAGCAUUAUGCAAGUCAACGUCGCGCCGUUAUACGUCAACACGGAUUCCAGGAUUCAAGAUAGCAACAAGCACGAUGAGAACAUGACAAAUGGCACAUCGAUUCCUGCACCCGAGUACGUUCCACCGCCUCCGCCGCCACCUCUAAACGAUGAAACCUUGUUGAACGAUAACUAUAGGCUGAACGAGGACAACAAGUUUGCAGGCUUGAUGCACAACCGUGAGAAACAGGAGAUUAAGACCGUGCGAAUCGUGAAACGGGAAUCGGAAAGACGGCAACGCGAUCGAGGAGAUAGGACAGGAAACAUUGGAAUUCCAUUAACGAACGGGCUUCAAGCACCUGGGGGCGCCAAGAGAUUAUGCGAUGACGAUCUAGGAGGUUCCCAAAAGUUCGAGAAGGCCCAAUUAGGAAGAGUGGUAGAAGAAUCGCAGCCGAUGAUUCACGCUCAGAGCACAGUCCAGCUGACGGAUUUGGACGACGUGCAGUUCCAAAGAAGCAUGUCCUUGCCGAGAGGUUUCGGUGGACAGCGGCAGCAGCAACCCGAGAUACACCAUGGUCCAGUCGUGCCUCCUCCUCGUAGCGACAGCAUGCAUGCGCUGAGGAGCAUGCUGGCUCGACGGAACAAAGUCAGGUUUGAAAGUCAGGACGGCAGCUCGGACAGUACCCUGUCCCCGUACACCGAGAGUUUAGGUUCGAGCUCCCACGUGCCCAUGAGCUCGCCAAACUACUCCACCAGUCCGUCGUACAGUCCAAGCCAUCAGAAUUACCCUGGCCAACCGAUGAUGAUGAGACCGAGCCAUCAUCAGCAGUAUUACCCGCAGUACAGACAUUACGAGAACCCGAUGCCAGGGAAGAUCGAGAGUCCCACGGACACUGUGAGCCCUGAACUGUUGCCACCCGCGAAACUCGAGCCACAGGACAGAGCUUUCGGCUCGAGUUUAAACGUGAACACUCCGAACUCGCCGCAGCUGUCGCCAGUGUUUAAGAGCGAGGCUGCGAAACAGAUCAUCAAGGAGAUGACGGAGAAAAAGGUCGAGGGACCUAGGCGAAGGCAGAUACCCCGCGAGAAAAGACGCCACUAUACCGUGUCCAGUAGCAAACCCGUUCUCGAUUUAGAAGACGCCUUCUCGAAGAUGGGAAUGGGUAGAGCAAGGGACGACCUGGACAUGGAGCGAGCUUUGAGGCCGAGGAUCAAUGCUCCAGAUGUUGUGAGGUCAACUUUGAGCCACAAGGAACUCAAGUAUAACGAGAGCACCAUCGAUCAGCUCCUGGGGACUCCGAACAAGAUCGUCAUCCCCGAAAGAUAUAUUCCCGAGCAGACACCAGAGUUAACCGCAGAGGAGCAGGAGCAUCGCUUGAAGAAAGCUGAGGCAAUCAGGAAAAUGCUGUCGGAAACGACUGUGACUGCACCGGAAGGAAACGACGACAAUAUUAACGUAGAACAAUCAGACAAUUUGAAGAGGAAGGUGGUCGAGGAGAAGCGGCAGAGAGAACACAUUCUCCAGCUGAAUCAGAUAUUGGCCAAACAAGUUAUGGAAAAAAGCAAAAUGGUGGCGGUGAAAGCAUUGGCCACCCUUCCUUUGAAAACCGAAUCGAGCUUAGACGACGAUGAUCUCUCGCCUGUAACACCAUUACCGCUCUAUCAGCAGAGAGAGAAUUAUUAUUCAUAAGGUGAAAAUCCCUUGGAUACCGCUACCAAAAAUAUGGUUACCCGUAAGGAAUCCUUUUAGCACAAAGAACACUACUGCCAGCCCGGAACAACAGAGCGACGAACACCUAUCCCGCGAGUAACAUUUUUUGACAUUAUACAGGUGACUCGCCUGACACAUGCUGUUAUGAUUAACACUAUUGUUAAGGAGAACUGAUAUAAGGUGUUUUUUUAUUUGCGUCGAUAUUGUACAUAAUCAUCGAUUAAAUAAACUGAUAAUAAAUAGUCGUCCCUCUCGAGCAUCUCGACAAGGUCUAGGUAAUAAUGGGUGUCGAACAGAACUAGGUAAUUGAUAUUAUUUAUAAGAGAAAAUAGUAAAUAUCGAAGCAAUUAUUUCAAUCACGUAUCACGAGAAUAAAGAAACGUUUAAUUUUUUUUAUGCUUUCUUUAUUUUAAACGAUUUCAAUUUCCCUGUCGGUAGUAAGUAUAAUUUAGUUUGAUCGUUUAGCGCGAGGUGGAUUCUAUUUACUAUUUUCUACUUUAAACCUUUUACCAUUUCACGUCAAGAAUUCGACCGAUAAGUGUCAUUUUUAUCUUUAGCUACCAAGGAAAUGACAUCAAUUGUCAGACAUAAAUUUUGAUGAAACUUUGCACAAACAGAUUCUACUGUUUGAGACUUUUGUUAACGAAAUAGUUUUAAAAUUUAUAUUGUACUAUAUACACUUAAAGCAAAUGGUUUUAUUUAUACGGUAUCGCUCAUAAUUAUUCGAACGAUAAUUAAUUUAGAAUAUAUUCUAAUUACUAAGCUAGGUUUCCAGUACUCCACGUGUUUACCGUUUAGUAUUAAUGAAUUUUAGAAUAUAAAAAUUUCAAUUCUAAACUACCUUAUUCUUUGGACCACUUGGUUAUUCCAAAAAAUUUGAAGAUUUGUUGCAAUUAUUAUUCAUUUUUAUCCAUACUUUAAAAUUCUCUGAACAGAGUCGUUGGAGUAAUCACGAGUGAUAGUGUAUAUACAUAUUGCAAAGAGUUAAAGAGUUAAGAUAAAGAAGUAAGGUAGAGUUUAAGGUUGCGUUUAUGAUAGGUGCUACGAGUGGCGCAACAUAGUGACAGAUUAAGAAAGAUUGCUAUGAAUUACGACCGCCAACGUUGAACUGACUGAGACAAGAACAGUUUUGCGGCAUGAAACAUCAACGAGGUAGGAAAUUUCACCGAAUACAAUCAUUUUUUAUUUUUGUUACUACCAAAAUUACUUUCUUUCCAUUAAAUGUUGCUAUGUCCCACAGAACAUAGUUUCUGUGAUGUAAACCUUUUUUAUAUUUACAGUUUAUUCAUCGGACGUUUAGUUUCAAAAAUGAAAAUUAAGACCACUUGUUCUUAUAGAUAAUUAUUCUUAUGGAUAGACUUUCAAGUUGCACUUCGUUUUGUUAUUGGAUCCCAAUUAUACAAAUAUUGGUUUUCUAUGAACUUGUAUAAUUUCUAUGACUUUCUAUUUAAUUUAUCGCGUAAUACAUAACCGUCACACAAAUGAAAAAAAAUUCAGAACAAAGUCGCGACCAAUCAAUUCCAAAAAAGAAGACGUCUAAUUGAAUGAAAUUCGCCGUUUCGAGCCGCAAAAUUCGUUUAAAUUCAACGCAGCCGAGCGCAUGAACUUACACGACGAACAAACCUAAACACUCGCCAUCCUGACUCCCAUUCGACACUUUUCUUACAAAUGUGUUCGUGCAAAUGCCUGCGUUUCGCUGACGUUGAAUCGCCUAUAUUUUAAGGAAUAGGUACAUAACAUAUAUAUAUAUAUAUAUACGCUUUAGAAACGUCCUGUAAUAGCGUUCUGCAUUGUUUCUAUCGACGUGUGGUAUUUUAAUGUUUAAAGCAGCGUGUUUCGUACCCCCUUUAAAAGACGAUUCUCGUGGCUACGGUCGUCUUCAACGAUCCCAACGAGAGAAACGACUUUGGAAGUGUGUUUAGACGAGUUCCACGACGCGGACACACGGUGCGCAACGUUCCAGCAACGCUACAUCGUUCUAUCUAAUGGAGAACGAUAUUUUGUUAUCCUCCUGACACGAAGUUUCGAGGAACCACGAACACGACAGCGUUUAGACGCAGACGGUCGUGCAACCAAUGUUUCCGACCGAGACGAGACUCUAACUCUCGCGAGACGUGCAAUCUUGUUAAAAGUUAUUAGACGAUUGAAAAAGCGUUCUGGCAAAGUCGAAGAGUGCCAAAUUACACCCAACAGAUCAGCCGUGAGUCACGGCGACUGUUCGUCAAUUACAAUAACCGCAAGCCGGGCGAGAACUAUAACGCGCAGCACAAAACGAUUAAACCUAAGGCUCAACCUCCCCAAAAACGACCAUUCGUCCCACGAAUGGUGUCUAAUUAAUCACGAUAAUUAAGGAGCAAACGCGACACGUUUCUAUUACUCGAGAACUCUUCGAUCCGCUGGCAUCGACGUUAGGAAUAAUUUUUUAUAAUGUUACAAUUACAAUCCUCGGUCGACGACUAUUCUCUGAGGGGAUGGAGAAGGUACCCGCGACUCUGGUCGUUUAGGCGCCGUUUUUCAGGCAGUUUCGGAUCAGAAAGGAUCUCGAACAGCCGCGAGGUCAACGCUCGAGAAACGAGGAUUUUUAUCGGUCGUUUAUCGAGACGAGCUCCUCGCUUCGGUCCAUGGGUACCGGCAAUUAAUUUCGAUACACCACCGUAUCUGUGAUUUCUUUCAGGUAGAACGUAAGUGAAAAGCUAUUUUGUGAUUAAUCCGUGCUUACCAAAGUGGAGGAAUCAUAUUUGAAUUCAUUAGAUUUAUUUAAAUUUUGCUUUCAUUCGAAUUUGCUAAGUAGCAAUUUUUCCAAAGUUUCACUGUCUUUGACUGUCUUUCAUUUCUCCUCCAGUGGACCCCACAGAUAAUUUUUAUUCGUAAUUCGUUCUUUCCGAGGAAAUCUACCAAGGUGAUUUCACAAGGGAUGUUGUGAAUCAUAUAUCGUUCUAAUGUAAACCUCGUCGUCUGGCAAGUUGUGAAUAUCGAGUAAUUUAUGACAGCUGAUGUGACAUCGACGAGUCUUCUUUGUAUUUAGAAAAGUUACAGUUGUGGUGGUGUAUUAAAAUUAACGAUCUACACGAGAAACCAGCGAAGGGUUCCACGGUCGCCACUGCACCAGACCGGAUCGUUAGAGCUGCGAUAAGCCUGAAACACUAUACUGUGAAAGAAACUACUGUGGAAACAGGAACUGUUAUUGUUACACGAAUAAAAUAAAAAUCCAUAUUACACCA